CAUGACGACGACUAACAUUGAGGUUCCACUGCAGGAGGUGUUCCCACUGUUCCAGUGUUCCGUGUGUCAUGGUGUUCCGAUGUUUCCACCAGUACACUCCUGUAGUCGGGGACACAAUGUGUGCUAUUGCUGUAUGGACCUCGUGAACAACCAUUGUAACGAAUGCAAAGAACCGCUCUCAGUGCGGAACACCUUUCUAGAGGAGUUCCUCGCUUCUACAACAUUUGCGGAAUUGAUGAAUUCUACCGGCUCAGGUGAGAUGACAGUAGGAACAGCUGCUUCACAGACCAUGGAGAAUAUAGUAACUGACGAAUGUGCGGCUCAGCUGUUAGUUAGUGGGAGAACAGUCAGUUGUCCGUUCCCCUGCCCCGCGAGGAUCACUGCCUCAGGACUCUACAGACAUUUCGAGUUUGGCCAUCCUGAGGUGCUGCUGGGGAUGUUAUGCAAGAACAGACCCUUCAACGUCGUCAUCCCUGGAGAGCUCCUGGCAGAAUGUCCUAGGGUCUCCAGGUGUCUCUACAUCUUGGUGGUGGACAUCGCUGAUGACAACAACGAGGACAGCGAUCUAGGUCUACUAGACCCGUUUUACUGUGAAAUCUAA
Macrosteles quadrilineatus (aster leafhopper) is the source of this 601-nucleotide messenger RNA. RefSeq lists its product as uncharacterized. The transcript has 4 exons. The record is from RefSeq and is a predicted model, not a curated record. Lineage: Eukaryota; Metazoa; Arthropoda; Insecta; Hemiptera; Cicadellidae. The coding region runs from base 2 to 601 and encodes 199 amino acids.